Molecule: messenger RNA, 1461 nt
Organism: Arabis nemorensis
Lineage: Eukaryota; Viridiplantae; Streptophyta; Magnoliopsida; Brassicales; Brassicaceae
Source: the annotation of a GenBank genome assembly
AUGGAACCGUCUCUUAAAAAUCAUGUGAUGCUCGUCUCAUUUCCAGGCCAAGGUCAUGUUAACCCUCUUCUUCGCCUUGGAAAGCUCAUAGCCUCUAAAGGCUUACUCGUCACUUUUGUCACCACCGAGGAGCCAUGGGGCAAGAAGAUGCGUCAAGCCAACAAGAUUCAAGACGGAGUGCUCAAACCGGUCGGUUUAGGUUUCCUCCGGUUUGAGUUUUUCCACGACGGAUUAACCGAAGACGACAAGAAAAGAACCGACUUCCAUGCCUACCUACCACACCUUGAAGUUGUCGGAAAACGAGAGAUCAAGAAUCUCGUCAAGAGAUACGAAAAGGAACCGGUGAAGUGCCUUAUAAACAAUGCUUUUAUGCCGUGGGUAUGCGAUGUAGCCGAAGAGCUCCAUAUCCUUUCGGCUGUUCUAUGGGUCCAAUCUUGCGCUUGCUUCGCUUCGUACUACUAUUACCAUCACCGGUUAGUUCAGUUUCCGACCGAAACAGAACCGGACAUCAACGUUGAAAUCCCAUGCAUGCCAUUGUUGAAGCAUGACGAGAUCCCAAGCUUUCUUCACCCUUCCUCUCGCUUUGCGGCUUUUGGAGAAAUCAUUUUAGACCAGUUUAAGCGACUCGAAAGCCACAAGCCUUUCUCUAUUCUCAUUGACACUUUUCAAGAACUAGAAAGAGACCUCAUCGACCACAUGUCACACCUAUGCCCUGAAAUCAUUAUCAACCCCGUCGGUCCACUCUUCAAGAUGGCUCAAACUAUAAGUUCUGAUAUUAAAGGAGACAUCUCCGAGCCAGCGAGUGAUUGCAUAGAGUGGCUUGACUCAAGAGAACCAUCCUCUGUAGUCUAUAUCUCCUUUGGGACUAUAGUCCACUUGAAGCAAGAACAGAUCGACGAGAUCGCUCACGGCCUUCUCAAUUCCGGCUUGUCGUUUUUAUGGGUGGUUAGGCCUCCCAUUGAAGGUCUUAACCAAGAACCACAUGUUUUGCCUCGAGAGCUUGAAGAGAAGGGUAAGAUUGUGGAAUGGUGUCCACAAGAAAGAGUCUUGGCUCAUCCUGCGAUUGCUUGCUUCUUAAGUCACUGCGGAUGGAACUCGACAAUGGAGGCUUUAUCUUCCGGAGUUCCCGUGGUUUGUUUUCCGCAGUGGGGAGAUCAGGUGACCGAUGCGGUGUACUUGGUCGAUGUUUUCAAGACAGGAGUGAGACUCGGCCGGGGAGACGCUGAGGAGAAGAUUGUCCCAAGGGAAGUUGUGGCGGAAAAGCUAGUCGAGGCCACCGUUGGGGAGAAAGCGGAGGAGCUACGAGAAAACGCUCGGAGAUGGAAGGAGGAGGCGGAGACCGCCGUGGCGUACGGUGGAUCAUCUGAUAGAAACUUUCGUGAGUUUGUGGACAAGUUGGUUACGAAACCUGUGACACGAGAAAAGACAAGGAAAAACUGUAAUGAUAACAAGGUGUCGUAA